AUGCGAGCCGUGUACAAGGGUGAAUUGGUAGAAGGGAUUCGACAGGGCAAAGGAGAAUUGACCUUUGUAAACGGAGACAAGUACGAAGGUGAGUUCUUCCAAGGAUUCCGACAUGGGCAUGGGGUAUUGACCUCUCAUCGCGGCACGCGGGUAUACGACGGAGACUGGCGUCGGGGUGAACGGCAUGGUAUCGGCAAAGAGAGGUGGUUAACUAGUGGCGAUCGAUACGAAGGCGAGUACCAACACGACGUCUUCCACGGUAAAGGUGUGUUCACACGAGGAUCUAGUACAAGUAAAUACGAUGGGGAGUUCCAGAACGGUCGUCGCCAUGGAUAUGGUCGCAUGGAAUUCUCUGCUGCAGCCAACAAAAGCACAGAUUCCAGUGCUUUAAAGAAGAUCGUUGGUGCAAUGGCGACUGGAUCGGGUGCUGGGCUUGCCGUCUACGUGGGUUCUUGGAAAGAUGGUCGGAUGCACGGGUCAGGUAAAUAUACGCGUGGAGAUGGCAGCUUCUAUGAAGGUUCAUGGCGUGACGGACUAGCUCAUGGCUUCGGAAAGGAGCUGAUCAUGGCUACUGGCGAAAUAUACGAAGGCACUUGGCACGCUGGAUUUCGGCAUGGAGACGGGACUGUUACACGUAAUGGUUCGAGACGUAAGGGGUUCUGGGAAAUGGGUCAACGCAUCAAAUGGACAGCAGCAGAGCUUCCGGUGCAAAAGGGUAAGGCAGUCAAUACAAUGAAUACAUAA
Phytophthora nicotianae INRA-310 is the source of this 744-nucleotide messenger RNA. RefSeq lists its product as hypothetical. The transcript has a single exon. Lineage: Eukaryota; Oomycota; Peronosporomycetes; Peronosporales; Peronosporaceae. The record is from RefSeq and is a predicted model, not a curated record. The coding region runs from base 1 to 744 and encodes 247 amino acids.